This is a messenger RNA of Adineta ricciae, 2427 nucleotides long. The record is from the annotation of a GenBank genome assembly. NCBI's taxonomy places the organism in Eukaryota, Metazoa, Rotifera, Eurotatoria, Adinetida, Adinetidae.
AUGAAUUCUCAAGCUGCUAUUUUUCAACAAAUUUUGUUCUCGGAAGUAUUGACAACAGCUAAUUGGAAAAAAUAUUUUCGUUUUGUUACCGACGCUGGUAUCACCACAGUGGAAGAUUUGCUUGAGACCCAGGACGAAACGAUCGCCAAUUUAAAGGAAAAUAUUCCCGAAGGUCCACUGGAUCGUUUAAUGCACUUGAAAAAGAAUCUCAUGAAAAUUAAAUUACAAUGUAACAGUAGCUUCACCAAUCCACUGAGUGCAAUACAAUUUUUCGAUCAAUUUGAAUUUGUUCCUCAGUUUACUUCUCAACACUAUCUGGCUGAUAGUUCCAUGCGGAAUGUGGAAUCAGAAAUUACAAAAGCUACGACUAAAAUUGAAGGUGACGAAUACUCUGGGCUAACAAAGCAACAAGUGAUUUUCAUUGCUCUGUAUUGUCAGGAAUCAUCUGAACCGAAUGGUUCGUUUUACCAUCUGAUCAAUCGGCUUUUGAGAGAACGAAACGAAAAAUUGCUCGGUUUGCGACCUGCAUUGUUUUUGCUCGAGUCAGGUCUUCGUAGUUUACCACCAAUUGAAGACAUCACGUGGCGCGGAAUGAAUACUGCACCAGAUUUACGCAAAUUUGUUGUGGGAAACAUUGUACAUUUUAUCGGUAUCUGCAGUACUUCAUUGUGCAAAGAUCAAACGCUUCGUUUUAUGGAUACACCACCUCCAACGAACAUACACAAACGAACGCUUUUUAAAUUGCGCAUGAACAAUGGUGUAUCGAUACAACAAUGGAGUUGCUUUCCAAAUGAACAAGAAGUUGUGGCAUCGUUUUGUUCACGGUGGGAAGUUAUUCGAGUCGAACAAGAUCAUGAAGAGCUGUUUCACAGUAUUGGAACCACGUAUCAAUGUGACUAUUAUAUUGAAUUAAACCAAUUAAAUAGUGAACCAUUAUUUCGCUCAAAUAUCAAAUUAACUGGUCUGCAUUUACUUAGUCAAAUCGAGUAUGAAAAGCCCGACGACUUGCCUAAGAAUUUCAAAGCAAAAUUCCUCGAUCUAUUCAAUCAAUUGAAUGAUUCAACAGCACAAGGUAUUCUAGAAUCAGUGCUAUCAAGUACCAAUCACUGGAACUCCGAAACGAAGACGUUUAAGAAUAAUCCUGAAGAUAAAGAAAUACAUCAACUGAUAACUCAGUUUCUUGAAGGUGUCAAGUCACUUUCAACUGAAUUUCAACAUCAUGGUAUUGAUCUAAAAGAAGGAUUUGGAAUAUGUGAUACGCAUCAAAUUUAUGCUGUCAUAUAUUUGCUUUACACUUCAGAUCAUGCUGAACGAACCAUAGCAGAUUUCCAACAGCUGGGAUUUACUACCGAUUGUGCGACGAAGCUUUACAAUCAAGAAUAUGUGAAACAAGAAUUGCAAUUAGUGUAUAAGAAAUUAAAUUGUAGCGGUACAGUUGAUUCACCAAAGAACGUUUCUACAUGGUUGUGUAAGUCAAGAUUCAAGCAUUAUAUUAUGAGAGAUGGAAUAAUGGUUAGCGCCUACGAAUUGGCGCACAUGUCUCUCAACGGUGCCAAACGGAUAUUUCCGAGACUUCGUAAUGUGUUAAGCGGUAGUAUACAGCUCGAUAACUAUACACUUUUGGCUAGAACCGUUAGCUAUGAAAUUCAGUACUCAGACUUUGUCAUUGCUGCUGCGAUAUUCGCUGUUCAACUUGGUGUAUACAGUUUUCAACUUUGGUAUGGUGAUAUAACAGUUCGUCAGUUCUUUAAGUCGAUAGCAACCUCUGCUGUCGCUGUGUCCGCUGGGUUUGCCGGCGGUAUUGCUGCGGGAUUUUUUGCCGCAGGCUGUGCUUCCUUAUUAGGAUUAACCUGUUGGCCAGCAGGAGUGCUAGUAAUUGCAGGCACAACAGCUGGUGGACUCGUGUGUGGCGGUGGUGCAGAUUUCCUAAUGAGAAAGCUUACAGAAAAAUUUUUCCCAGAUGGCGAAAAAGAAGAGCUAAACGCCCUACGUAAACUCUAUUUUGCAGCUUUAGCAAAACUUGCAUGUAAACCCGAUAGUACCAUGCGAAGUAUUCAAAAAGCUUUUUAUCGAAAAGCACAAGCAACGCAUCCAGAUAAAUGUGACGAUAAGCCAGCUGCGGAGGAAGAAUUCAAGAAGCUUUUAGCAGCUUACGAAAUUGCUAAGAAUUAUCACGAAGUCCUGGAAAAUGCUUGUAAAACAUUAAAUCUGCCGAAUAACUACACUAUUGCCGAUGUGAAAGUACGAAAAGGUACAACAAAAAAUAACAAAGAACAAGAACGAGCAUACCAAAUAGUUUAUCGUCAUCUUACUUAUAACACCAGUAAAUGGGGUAGACUACGCAACUGGUUUGACAGUGAUCAACGUCUGAAAUUACGUGAUUCAAAACCAUUACCUAUAGAACAGGCAAAAUCCACGAAAUCGUAA